AUGGCGACGAACGGUAAUCUUAAUCACGACCAGCAUGUCGCCGCUCCGGCGCAGACAACAGAGGUCUCGGCAAGCGCCGAGGCCACCAACAGCCCGCUGCCCAAGGACGAGGUCGGCUGGUAUUUCGUUGAGCAAUACUACACCACCAUGAGCAGGUCACCCGAUAGGCUGCAUUUGUACUACGGCAAGAAGGCGCAGUUCGUUUGCGGUCGCGAGGCGGAGGUUGUGAACGUUUCCUUUGGCCGUCAGUCCAUCCAAGAGCGCAUUAAGGGCAUGAACUUCCAGGACUGCAAGGUUCGCAUCUCCAAUGUCGACACCCAGGGCUCCGAGGAGAACAUUCUCAUCACCGUCAUCGGCGAGAUGGCCAACCAGGAUGGCGAACCCAAGAAGUUUGUUCAGACUUUUGUCCUCGCCCAACAACCCUCCGGCUACUUCGUUCUUAACGACAUGCUGCGUUUCCUUAACGAGGACGUCGAGGAGGACGUCGAGGCCGGCACCGCCGAGGAGUCUUCGGCCCCCGUCGAGAUGCCUGCCGCUCCCGAGCCCGAGUCCAAGGCCGAGGUUGUUGCUGCCGAGAAGGCCGCCGAGGAGGCUGCUGAGAAGGCUGCCGGUGAGCCGGAGGCUGCUCUGGACACCCAGGCUGUGGAUGAGAAGCUGGAGGCUACCGAGGAGACCCCCGCCGUCCAGGAACCCGCCGCUGCUAAGCCCGCCGUCGAGGUUCACGAGGCGGCUCCUGAAGAGCCCAAGGCCACGACCGAUGCUGAGAAGGCUGCCGAGGAGAUCGCCGAGGAGGAGGCUAAGAAGCCGGAGGAGCCCAAGGACCCCGCGCCCACACCCGCCGCGGCCCCCGUCCCAGUCCGUGCGGCCGCCGCCGCUCCCGCGCCUGCGCAGCCCGAGAAGCCCAAGGGCCCCCCUAAGCCCAUGUCGUGGGCGAGCCGUGUCGCUGCCGCUGCCACUGUCGGCGCGCCCAAGCCCGCUGUCCCCGCUGUCAAGGCCGCUACACCCCCUGCCCCGGCUCAGACGCGUGCUCCGGUCCCCGCUGCUCCUCAGCAGGCCGCACCGGCUGCUCAGCCUCAGGAGAGCGCUACCGCGCCGGCCGCCCCUAAGGACCAGGGCAGUGAGUGGCAAACCGCUGAGACCAAGCGCCAGAGCCGCGCCCAGCCCCCCGCUGCUGUUCCGUCGGAGAAGGAGGGCACCAUGGCGUACAUCAAGUACGUCACCGACAAGGUCAAGGAGGAGGACUUGAAGACCACCCUAUCCGCUUUUGGCGACUUGGCCUACUUUGACGUCAACCGCCUGAAGAACUGUGCCUUUGUCGAGUUCAAGUCCCUCUCUGGCUACACUGCCGCCAUUGCCGCUAGCCCCCUCACUGUGAACGGCGAGAGCGUCGUGGUCGAGCAGCGUCGCCCCAAGGCCAACGCCUACGGUGGUGCUAACUACAACACCCCUCGUGGUGGUCCCGGCCGCGGUGGUCGCGGCGGGUACGAGCCCUCUCGCUCCGGAUCCCAAGGCGGUGGCCGUGGCGGUUUCACCGGCCAGUCCCGCGGUCGCGGUGGCGGUCCUCGCGGCCGUGGCGCCUCUCAGAUCGGUGCUGCCUAG
This is a messenger RNA of Dichotomopilus funicola, 1599 nucleotides long. Its product is annotated as putative ntf2 and rrm domain-containing protein. Gene Ontology annotation, molecular function: mRNA binding. Lineage: Eukaryota; Fungi; Ascomycota; Sordariomycetes; Sordariales; Chaetomiaceae. Gene Ontology annotation, biological process: ribophagy; protein deubiquitination. Bases 1 to 1599 code for a protein of 532 amino acids. The transcript is spliced from 4 exons. The record is from RefSeq and is a predicted model, not a curated record. Gene Ontology annotation, cellular component: cytosol; Ubp3-Bre5 deubiquitination complex; ribonucleoprotein complex.